CUUUCCGCUUUCCAACCAAACGACAGUAAACAGUGCUCUCAGCCACCGUAUCCUCACUCUCACCCCCCCUCUCUCCUCCCUACCCCCGUUGCGUGAUUAGUGGGGAAGUCUUGUAUUUGGGAUAACUGACAGACAGAUCCAAACCUGAAGCUUCCCACAGCAGCUGGAUCUCUGUCUCUCUUAUUCUCUCUCUCUGCCUGUCAGCUUACCUCUGGUGGUGUGUAUCAGACACGCCCCCUCCUCUUGCUCUCUCUCUCUCUCUCUCUCUCUCUCUCUCUCUCUCUCUCUCCCUAUCUAUCUAUAUCUCCCUCUUUCUAUCCACACACAAACACACAGUCCAAACAUCAGAUGCAGAGUUCCGGGGAGUGGGGCUCUGAAUGUAGAUCAGGACCAGUUCAUAUGUGGUGGUGGUUGUAGCUGGAGGCAUAGAGGACUAGUGGCUGCACCUCUCUCUUUCUCUCUUCUUUCCUUCCUCCUCCUCUGCUUUCCCGCAGAGUUGUGGGAGCAGACGGCUCGGCUCCAACGUCUUCCUGCUCUCGGCGCAAAGUCACCCGCUGGGAAUCAAUUUAUUUUAACCCUUCGCUGGCGCUACUGCUCUUUGGGACUCUGGGAGUCUUUGGGGGAAUUUUAAAGGAGGUUUGGGUUGAUUUUGUCUGGAAUCACUGUAGUAGGAGGUAGCAGGCAGCCAUGGCGCACGCCGCUGCCCACAUUAAGAAGUCCAGAGUGGAGCUGGUGGAGCAGCAGGGUCCUGACCUGAAGGCUCUAGAGAAAGCCCGUCAGAGGAGGAUACGUUCCCGGGAACGGGCCGAGCGCAAACGCAAGUCGGACAGCAACACCAGCUUCCUGCGAGCGGCGAGGGCGGGGAACAUCGACAAGGUUCUGGAGUACCUGAAGGGUGGAGUGAACAUCAGCACCUGCAAUCAGAAUGGGCUCAACGCUUUGCACCUGGCAGCUAAGGAGGGCCUGGAGCUGGUCCAGGAGCUGCUGGAGAGAGGCUCUGCUGUGGACUCGUCCACCAAGAAAGGGAACACAGCCCUCCACAUUGCCUCUCUGGCCGGACAGGCAGACGUAGUGAAGAUGCUGGUGAAGCAGGGAGCAGAAAUUAACUCUCAGUCUCAGAAUGGCUUCACUCCUCUGUACAUGGCUGCUCAGGAGAACCAUAUAGAUGUGGUACGUUACCUUCUGGAGAACGGAGGUAACCAGAGCACCGCCACAGAGGAUGGAUUCACCCCCCUGGCCAUCGCCCUCCAGCAGGGCCACAACCAGGUGGUGUCCGUCCUGCUGGAGAACGACACCAAGGGCAAGGUGCGGCUGCCCGCCCUGCACAUCGCCGCCCGCAAGGACGACACCAAGUCUGCAGCGCUGCUCCUCCAGAACGACCACAACGCCGACGUCCAGUCCAAGAUGAUGGUCAAUAGGACUACGGAGAAUGGAAAGAGUGGAUUCACGCCACUGCAUAUCGCUGCUCACUAUGGAAACGUGAACGUGUCCACAUUACUGCUGAACCGUGGGGCGGCUGUGGACUUCACAGCCAGGAAUGGGAUCACUCCCCUCCACGUGGCCUCCAAGCGUGGUAACACUAACAUGGUGCGCCUCCUACUGGACAGGGGGUCUCAGAUCGACGCUAAGACUAGGGACGGCCUCACACCUCUACACUGUGCAGCCAGGAGUGGACAUGACCCAGCAGUGGAGCUACUGCUGGAGAGAGGAGCACCUUUGCUGGCCAGGACCAAGAACGGUCUGUCUCCUCUCCACAUGUCGUCUCAGGGUGACCACGUUGAGUGUGUCAAGCACCUGCUGCAGCACAAGGCGCCUGUUGAUGAUGUCACCCUGGACUACCUGACUGCGCUGCAUGUCGCCGCCCACUGCGGUCACUACAGAGUCACCAAGCUGCUGCUGGACAAGAGGGCCAACCCCAACGCUAGAGCACUGAAUGGUUUCACCCCGCUGCACAUCGCCUGUAAGAAGAACCGAGUGAAGGUGAUGGAGCUGCUGGUCAAGUAUGGAGCAUCUAUCCAGGCCAUCACAGAGUCUGGCCUGACUCCCGUUCACGUAGCAGCCUUCAUGGGUCACCUCAACAUCGUCCUGCUGCUGCUACAGAACGGAGCCUCGCCUGACGUUAGCAACAUUCGUGGGGAGACUGCUCUACACAUGGCAUCCAGGGCAGGACAGGUGGAGGUGGUGCGCUGUCUGCUGAGGAACGGAGCCAUGGUGGACGCUAGAGCCAGGGAGGACCAGACACCCCUCCACAUCGCGUCUCGUCUGGGGAAGACUGAGAUAGUCCAGUUGCUACUGCAGCAUAUGGCCCACCCUGACGCCUCCACUACUAACAGAUACACACCUCUCCACAUCUCAGCCAGGGAGGGACAGGUGGACGUGGCUUCAGUACUGCUGGAGGCGGGCGCCUCACACUCGCUGGCUACUAAGAAAGGAUUCACUCCCCUGCAUGUGGCAUCCAAGUACGGAAGCCUGGAUGUGGUCAAACUACUCCUGAAAAAAACAGCUCCCCCUGAUUCUGCUGGGAAGAACGGCCUCACACCUCUCCAUGUCGCUGCACAUUAUGAUAACCAGAAGGUGGCGCUCCUGCUUUUGGACAAAGGGGCCUCCCCCCACACCACGGCCAAGAACGGCUACACCCCACUCCACAUUGCGGCGAAGAAGAACCAGAUGGACAUUGCGGUGGUGCUGCUGCAGUACGGGGCAGACACCAACAUCCUGACCAAGCAGGGGGUCACCCCUCUGCACCUGGCCUCACAGGAGGGGCACGCUGACAUGGCCGCCCUGCUCAUCGAGAAGGGGACUGAAGUCAACGUCUCCACCAAGAGUGGCCUCACCUCCCUCCAUCUUGCUGCCCAGGAGGACAAGGUGGUUGUCAGUGAGAUACUGGCUACACAUGGAGCCAACCUGGACCAGCAAACUAAGUUGGGCUACACUCCACUGAUUGUAGCGUGUCACUAUGGAAACGCCAAGAUGGUCAACUUCCUCUUACAGAAUGGUGCUAGCGUCAACGCCAAAACCAAGAAUGGGUACACUCCCCUCCACCAAGCAGCACAGCAAGGAAACACACACAUCAUCAAUCUACUGCUGCAGAAUGGUGCUAAGCCCAACAACAUCACUGUGAAUGGUAACACAGCUCUGGCCAUCGCCCGGCGACUGGGCUACAUCUCUGUGGUGGACACACUCAAGGUGGUCACCGAGGAGAUUAUUACCUCGACAACCACGGUGACAGAGAAACACAAGAUGAACGUUCCUGAGACCAUGACUGAAGUCCUGGAUGUCUCUGAUGAGGAGGGUGAUGACACUAUGACAGGGGACGGAGGGGAGUAUCUGAGGGCAGAGGACCUGAGGGAGCUGGGGGAUGACUCCCUGCCUGGACAGUACCUGGAUGGGAUGAACUACCUACGCUUUAGCCUGGAGGGGGGACGCUCUGACAGUCGAAUCCAAAGUUCGGACAGGUCCUACACUCCCAGUCACCACGGUUACUACUCUCCCAAACAUGACAGCCUGAUGGACGAGAUGUUAACCGGCCAAAACGUGUCGUCUCUUUCCAGGGAAAAUGAGAAGGACUCGUACCGUCUGAGCUGGGGCACAGAAAACCUGGACAAUGUGGCACUGUCUUCCAGCCCCGUCCACUCUGGACGUUCCUCUCCGUGCCAUGAUCAUGGUGACAGCAGCUUCCUGGUUAGCUUCAUGGUUGACGCCAGGGGCGGAGCCAUGCGGGGCUGCCGCCACAACGGCCUGCGCAUCAUCAUCCCACCGCGGAAGUGCAGCGCACCCACGCGGGUGACCUGCCGGCUGGUAAAGAGGCACCGCCUGGCCACCAUGCCUCCCAUGGUGGAGGGAGAGGGCCUGGCCAGCAGGCUGAUCGAGGUGGGGCCUGUCGGAGCCCAGUUCCUCGGUAAACUACACCUUCCCACUGCCCCGCCCCCUCUUAACGAGGGAGAGAGCCUCGUUAGCCGCAUCCUGCAGCUCGGGCCACCCGGGACAAAAUUCCUCGGGCCUGUGCUGGUGGAGAUCCCUCACUUCGCUGCCCUGAGGGGGAAGGAGAGGGAGCUGGUGAUCUUACGCAGUGAGACAGGAGAGAGCUGGAAGGAGCACCACUGUGAACACACCGGGGAGGAACUUAACCAGAUCCUCAACGGCAUGGACGAGGAACUGGACCCUCCAGAGGAGCUGGAGAAGAAGCGUAUCUGCCGCAUCAUCACCAGGGACUUCCCCCAGUACUUUGCGGUGGUGUCCCGGGUCAAGCAGGACAGUAGCCUGAUCGGUCCAGAGGGGGGCGUCCUGAGCAGCACGGUGAUGCCUCAGGUCCAAGCUGUCUUCCCAGAGGGAGCCCUCACCAAGCGGAUCAGAGUGGGACUCCAGGCUCAGCCAAUGAAUGUGGACAUGGUGAGGAAGCUGCUGGGAAACAAGGCGACAUUCAGCCCCAUUGUGACCCUGGAGCCCCGGAGAAGGAAAUUCCAUAAACCCAUAACCAUGACCAUCCCUAUCCCCAAGAGUAACACUGACCCUGUGGUCAAUGGCUUCGGCGGGGACCAGCCCACCCUGCGCCUGCUUUGUAGUAUCACAGGUGGGACGACGCCAGCCCAAUGGGAGGACAUUACAGGAACCACUCCCCUAACGUUCAUCGACGACUGUGUCUCCUUCACGACCAACGUGUCGGCCAGGUUCUGGCUGAUAGACUGUCGGCAGGCGCAGGAGUCAGUCAGUUUCUCCACUUCAGUCUACAGGGAGACCAUCUGCGUUCCCUACAUGGCCAAGUUCGUUAUCUUCGCAAAGACCCAUGACCCCAUAGAGGCACGGCUCCGCUGCUUCUGCAUGACGGACGACAAGAUGGACAAAACCUUGGAACAGCAGGAGAACUUCACUGAGGUGGCCAGAAGCAGAGAUGUAGAGGUCCUAGAGGGCAAACCCAUUUAUGCAGACUGCUUCGGCAACCUGGUCCCUCUCACCAAGAGUGGCCAGCACCAUCUCUUCAGCUUCUUUGCUUUUAAAGAGAACAGGCUGGCACUCUUCAUCAAGAUCCGAGACAACACUCAGGAUCCGUGUGGCCGUCUGUCCUUUUUGAAAGAACCCCGGUCUUAUAGAAGUCUGGCCCACAAUGCUAUAUGCAACCUGAACAUCACACUACCAUCCUACUCAAAGGAAUCUGAUUCAGACCAAGAGGCUGAGGAAGAGAUCAGCAGGACGCUCGAGAGAUCAGGUGUGCAUGAAGGAAUCCACCACACAGAAGCCAAGAGCACAGCUACAAUGGUAGCAGUGGAGGGACCUCAAUCUGUCUCAGAGCAGCAUGUCCCACAAUCAGUUCAGUCACGCAAAGACAUGGAUGACACGGAAGACAGUUUAGCUAAAACGGUUACCGCAUCUUCUAGCUCUGAGGGGGCUGCAAACAUAACCGAUGAGCAGAAGGAGGAAAGUUUGAGGAAAUCAAGGGAAAGCCAGGAGGAUGAUGGGGGAGGGAAAGAAGCAGAUGCAGGCAGUCUGCAGACAGCUGCUGUAAAAGCUCCCUGUCAAAUAGAGAGUAAUAUAACUGACGAAGUGAAAGGAGAUCACAGGAGGCACUCAGGAGCUCCUGAGGUAGAAACGUCCUCCACUGCUGUCAUUGGACAAGUGAGGGAAACAUUCAAACCCGAGAUCUGUAUCUACGAUGACACAGAGGAAGACGAUGAGGAAGAGGAACCUCCCAGAACCGAGUCGAAGGGCGUAACCGCCAGAGCAGAGGCAGACCCUUGGAGUGCCAUGCGCGAAGACGAUGAUGCUUUUGCGGCCCGCGUCAAAGAGGAAGAACAGAAGAUCUUGGUUCUGAUUGUAGACCGGCAGUCCCAGGGGGCAACCCCGGACACCACCCCAGGAAGGAGCCCCACGGAGGAAAGCACGCCAACCAGCGAGCCCAAUCCAUUCCUCUUCCAAGAGGGGAAGCUCUUUGAGAUGACUCGGAGCGGAGCUAUUGACAUGACCAAAAGGAGCUAUGAGGACGAGGGCUUUGCCUUCUUCCAGAUAGGCGAGCAGCCCAUAGAGGAGGCGCCAGCUGAACAGGUCAAAGAUGAGCCAGGAGAUAGAGGAGUCCAAACAGAAAGUGAAAUCGGACUCAACCUGACUCUGCAAAUAAAAGUGGAGGAAGAUGAGGAACAGGUGAAAGAUGCUUCAGAUCCCACACACCGUGCCUCGACAGAGGACGAUCAGAAAGGUAGUGAAGCUGCAGCUGCCUCCCCCUCAAAAUCAGAUGCUUCUAAGUCGAGAAUCCCUAGAAUGGGUCUUUCUGCCUCAGCUAAGACCACUAAGAAAGACAAAGACCCAGUAUCACCAGUGUCUCCUGAAACUGUAGAGGUGAAACCAGACAUAAUUGUAGAGGAGACCCCCCUAGAGGUAGAAACUAGUUCCCUCGAUCCAAUGAUAACAGAUGUUGAGACAGCAGUAACCACUGUCACUCGAUCAGUGUACCCAGAACAGGACCAAGAGUCCUCUGACUCCUCUCCAGAGGAGCAGCAUUCGGUCAUAGAACUCCCCCAAACCACAGAAAAGACCAAAACCCCAACUUCUACUGAAAAAGUUCCAAAGAUCCCAACUAAAACCCCAGCCAAGGCUGGCCCCCAAAGUCAGAUUAGAACUGCUUCCUCCUUUACAUCCCCUGCAUCCCCCUCUUCAGCUAGUCCUAAGAAAGAGACUCCCGCUUUAGAGUCCAAAUCGAGAAUACCUGUCAAGGGCAAGGCUAUCCCUGUCAAGCCUGAGCCAUCAGUUAAACGUACCGAGUCAUCCCAGGACGCAAAGCUCAAGGUCCCAGUAAAAAAGGACUUGAGGAGAAAGUCUGAGACAGAUACAGGUCCCUCUGCUGUACCCAAAACCAAGACGUCGUCUUCCAAAGCCAAGAGCUUCUGUGAGGCAGACAAGUCAUCAUCUAAAAAGGACCUGGGUCGUCCCAUGAGCGAUGACUCCUCCACCAAGCCAAAGUCGGGCUUUGGUUUCCAAUCUAGGCUGCCAGUUAGAGGCAAGCUUGGUCAGACAUCUCACACUUCCACCCCCGCCAAAGACAAAAGCGAGCCGCGCAAGAAGUCUAUAGAGUUUGUCGAUAAGAUUAGCGACGAAGUUACAAAGCUAGUUGAGAGAUUUCCUCAGGACGAGAAAAACAAAGAGCAGGAGGCUGCUGUCUCGAAUGAUGAGAGCAGCGGCAUAGACCCGUCUGUCAUAGAGAGGGAGACUUUUCCCGAAAUACAGUUCCCUGCUUCCGGAGAUGUCUAUCCCAUUAGACCCCUGUGGGAUGACCCUGUUGACACGCAGAUGCAACGGAUUCCCGACGAUACAAUCAGAAGUCAAGUAGAUUCCCAGCAUGAAGCCGAGAGGAAAGAGGAACGGUUGGAAAUAAUAGCCGACCACCUGGGCUUCAGUUGGACGGAGCUGGCUCGAGAACUGGAGUUCAGUGAGGAGAAAGUCAAUCUAAUAAGGCUUGAGAACCCCAAUUCACUACAGGACCAAAGCCACGCCCUGCUGAAGCUCUGGACUGACAGGGAGGGUAAAAAUGUCACAGAAACAUCACUGAUCAAAAGACUAACCAAAAUCAACAGAAUGGACAUUGUCCACCUCAUCGAAACCAAGAUGGUCAAGUCCACCCAGGAGGACACAUCACACACCUAUGCAGAGAUUGAGAGGACCAUUGCACUGGAUCACAGUGAAGGUUUCUCUGCCCUCCAAGAGGACAUAGACAGUCCACGGCCAGGCAGGCGUACAGACAGCACCCCCAGUGGGUCAGGGUCCAGGCAGGGGCCCCUUGUGGUGUCAGAGGAGGACCUCUCCUCCAGCAUUUCGUCACAUCACGAGACUUCAGGGCGGGUGGAGACAGACGAAUCAGUAACAGGCCUCCUGAGACACGUCCAGAAGGAGAAGCUGCAGAAAGAGAUGGAUUCGACACAUUCUGUGGGCGGUACAUCAGAUACUGGACCGGAGAAGGCUGAGUCACUACAUAUGGGCACUUUCAAACAAGCGGAUGACCUGCCAGACAUCCCUCCCCAGACAGUUACAGAAGAACAGUACAUGGAUGAGCAAGGAAACAUGGUAGUCAAGAAGAUCACACGGAAGGUGAUCCGUAAGUACUUCUCUCCAGACGGUGUGGAGAGAGAGGAGGUGACGGUGCAGGGAUCUCAGCAGGAGAUGGUCAGCGUGGAGGAGGGAGACAGCUUCAACAAGGUGGUGAAGAGGACAGUGGUCCGGAGUGAGGGAGAUCAGACUGAGUUGACCUUCUCGGAGCCCCUUGCCCUGGGGGCCACCACGGCCUCGGAGAUCGAGUCAGAGCAGGCGCAGGGUCGAAAGGUCAGCAAGGUGGUCAAGACGACGGUGGUGAGGGGCGAGAGGAUGGAGAAGCAGACGGGUGACCCCUCGCUGGCCGCAGACCUCCCCUCAGCCAAACAGGACUUUGAGAAGGCAUUGAGUUAUGCUGGAGGCUUUGGGAAAAUUCAACUUCCCCAUUUAGUAGAAAAAGAGGUUGUGAAGGAGGAUGGUUCUGUUGUCAAAAGAACCCAGAUGCGUAAGUCUCGUACCCAGAAGAGGACUGUGGCGAUGGAUGCCCAGGGGAAGCAUGUGCACCUGGAGCGGCUGGACGACACCCCAGAGACCCUGCAACCCGAUGCCCUUCAGCAACACCUGCACUUGCUGCUCCAACGCUAUUGCGCCAAGGAGGAGGAGGGAGGAGAGAAGGAGAAAGAGGAGGAGAGGAGAAAGAAGAAGUGAUGGGAUUUUUUGAUUUGCUGGCUGAGUUGUGUGUCUUCCCUUUUGGCCCCGCCCCCAAUGCUACUACAUAAGCCUCCUAUCCACAAAAAACCCAUGAAGUCUUGUAAGCUAUUCUCUACCACAACUCUGACCCAUCGAUGACCCCGAACGACCCUUAACCUUUACCAGCCAGACUUCCCCUGCUAAAGACACUGGAUUACGUUUUGGUUUCAAUUUUUGUUUUUCCCUUUUAGUGGCAAAUAAUGAAACAAUUUAUUAUUUAAUUUUUUUGCUUUUGACUUGUUUCCAGUUUUUUUUUGCUCAUUUUGUGACCAAAGAUGGCACCCCCUUUCUCGUCGGGUGACUUAGAAUAUUUUUUUGUUGUCGUUAUCCUUUUGUUUGGUUCUUGUAGUUUUUGGCUGCUGUGGUACAAUAAAAAAGAACAACACAAAAAAAUGCAACGAAUGAAAACAGCUACAGGAAAUGUAUGAAGAGGGUGCACCUUGCACGUUUGCCUCAUGCAGAGGCCUCUUUCUGAAGGAACGAUUGUAAACAUUUGUAAAUAGAGAAGACUGGUAGAAAACAUAACAAACAGCAAUUCAAAAGCAUUUGUUACAUUUGUCCCACGGUACCUGCUGUACACGUACGUGUACCAAUCUGUUCUGUGGUCAAGGGUGAAGGGUCUUGACCCUUUUCAUCCGACUAUCAAGAGAUUGUUACAUAGGAGUCCGUUGUCAUAAACAGUUUUGGAGAGAUACUGUUUUAAAGGAGUGAAUGCCAUAGUCUUUCAUCAAGGACUUUUGAAUCAGAUGAGCGCAAAUACGCUGUGAUCUGAACCCCCAUUUUACUGAAGCAAAUCAUCCCCAUAUAACCCUCCACUACAGUUCAGUUUAAAAAGUUGGCUCAAGGUGGUUACGUGUGUAAUGAUGUGGUGUCGUUUGUUUUACAUGAGCUUUGUGAACACACGUUAUGCCCCAGGUACUGCCCCAGGUACUGCCCCAGGUACUGCCCCAGGUACUGCCCCAGGUACUGUCCCCAUCUCCCUGUUUUUCUCUGUCUGUUUCUGUCUUAUGGGUGUUGUGUAGUCAAACUUCCUUCUGAGCAGUGCAUCAGACUGCUGCCACCUAUGUGUGUGUGCGUGUGCGCGCACGUAUGUACGUGAGUGUGUUUGUGUGUUAGUUCAUAGUAUCCUCACUGACAUUGCGACCUGCCAUUUUCAAAAUAAAUUAUCCAGAAUGUUCUCUUUUCUUGUCCUUCAUGUACGCUCUUUUAUCUUCCAUUACUACAGGUCAUAACACUAGGUACGUCGCCCCUCCUUCCCUCCCAUUACUACACCUACAGGUCAUAACACUAGGUACGUCGCCCCUCCUUCCCUCCCGUUACUACACCUACAGGUCAUAACACUAGGUACGUCGCCCCUCCUUCCCUCCCAUUACUACACCUACAGGUCAUAACACUAGGUACGUCGCCCCUCCUUCCCUCCCAUUACUACACCUACAGGUCAUAACACUAGGUACGUCGCCCCUCCUUCCCUCCCAUUACUACACCUACAGGUCUUAACACUAGGUACGUCGCCCCUCCUUCCCUCCCAUUACUACACCUACAGGUCAUAACACUAGGUACGUCGCCCCUCCUUCCCUCCCAUUACUACACCUACAGGUCAUAACACUAGGUACGUCGCCCCUCCUUCCCUCCCAUUACUACACCUACAGGUCAUAACACUAUGUACGUCGCCCCUCCUUCCCUCCCGUUACUACACCUACAGGUCUUAACACUAGGUACGUCGCCCCUCCUUCCCUCCCAUUACUACACCUACAGGUCAUAACACUAGGUACGUCGCCCCUCCUUCCCUCCCAUUACUACACCUACAGGUCUUAACACUAGGUACGUCGCCCCUCCUUCCCUCCCAUUACUACACCUACAGGUCAUAACACUAGGUACGUCGCCCCUCCUUCCCUCCCGUUACUACACCUACAGGUCAUAACACUAGGUACGUCGCCCCUCCUUCCCUCCCAUUACUACACCUACAGGUCAUAACACUAGGUACGUCGCCCCUCCUUCCCUCCCAUUACUACACCUACAGGUCAUAACACUAGGUACGUCACCCCUCCUUCCCUCCCAUUACUACACCUACAGGUCAUAACACUAGGUACGUCGCCCCUCCUUCCCUCCCAUUACUACACCUACAGGUCAUAACACUAGGUACGUCGCCCCUCCUUCCCUCCCAUUACUACACCUACAGGUCAUAACACUAGGUACGUCGCCCCUCCUUCCCUCCCAUUACUACACCUACAGGUCAUAACACUAGGUACGUCGCCCCUCCUUCCCUCCCAUUACUACACCUACAGGUCAUAACACUAGGUACGUCGCCCCUCCUUCCCUCCCAUUACUACACCUACAGGUCAUAACACUAGGUACGUCGCCCCUCCUUCCCUCCCGUUACUACACCUACAGGUCAUAACACUAGGUACGUCGCCCCUCCUUCCCUCCCAUUACUACACCUACAGG
This is a messenger RNA of Oncorhynchus tshawytscha (Chinook salmon), 11205 nucleotides long. Its product is annotated as ankyrin-2-like. Gene Ontology annotation, cellular component: T-tubule. NCBI's taxonomy places the organism in Eukaryota, Metazoa, Chordata, Actinopteri, Salmoniformes, Salmonidae. Gene Ontology annotation, molecular function: protein binding. Gene Ontology annotation, biological process: protein localization to T-tubule; signal transduction; regulation of cardiac muscle contraction. The record is from RefSeq and is a predicted model, not a curated record.